Auanema sp. JU1783 is the source of this 1863-nucleotide messenger RNA. Lineage: Eukaryota; Metazoa; Nematoda; Chromadorea; Rhabditida; Rhabditidae. The record is from the annotation of a GenBank genome assembly.
AUGUCCUUAUUACGUUAUUUUCUUCUUCUCUUCAAUCACUUCAUCGUUCUUGUCAGCGUUAUCGUUAUCUGUGGAGUCGUCAGUACUUCGACAGCAACAGCCGCUCAGCUAGAUGCAUUAGCUCAGAAUAUUGACAUUAUCCAAGAAAAUGUUCCCUCGGACACGUCUGAUUUACGACGCAUGGGGUUGACGGCAGAAGAAGAAAAAGAAGUCAAUUACUAUAUGGAAAAAUUAGCUGAACUAUCAAACAAGCGGCACCCGCAGUCAACGACCAAUGAAAAACAAACUUCUCUCAGUCAACAAAAAUGGGCAUCCCGCCGCAUGAAGGAUGACACCCAUGUGGAUGUAUUGAACCCCGAAGAAAAUGGAAAGUUUUUCCAAGGAGAUAUUGUACUUUUCCCAAGUCAAGCUAAAGCAAUUUACGAAAACGCAUUACAAGAUGGAAAAGGACGAGUGAAAAGAAAGUUCAUUGGUGAUCCAACCAGGCGAUGGGAUCCAACACGUCCAAUUCCAUACGGUUUUGACGGAUCACAUACAUCACGUGAACAACGCAUUAUUGAAUUAGCAUUAGAGCAUUGGCAUAACAUUACUUGUUUGAAUUUUGUGAGAGCCGAUGAGGAUGUUCCUAGCAGGAUUGUGUUCACUGAUGUAGAUGGUUGUGCUAGUAACGUCGGAAAAAGCCCCAAUGGAGGGGACCAGCUUGUUUCUCUAGCUCCUGAGUGUAUCCGGUUAGGAGUUAUCGCUCAUGAAGUCGCUCAUGCUCUUGGAUUUUGGCAUGAGCAAUCCCGCCCAGAUAGGGAUCAGUUUGUAAACGUUAGAUGGGAGAAUAUAGACAAGGAUUCGAAAGGACAGUUUCUUCGUGAAUAUCCUGAAGACGUCGACAAUGCUGGUGUCCCAUACGAUUACGGCAGUAUCAUGCAUUAUAGGAGCAAAGCAUUCUCUCGUUUUGAUGAUCUCUUCACGAUCACCACUUUUGUUUCGGAUUACCAGAAAACAAUAGGACAACGCGAUCAACUUUCUUUCAACGAUAUUCGUCUAAUGAAUAAAAUAUACUGCAGUAAUGUAUGCUCAAGAAAAUUACCUUGUCAACGUGGAGGUUACACAGAUCCCAGAAGAUGUGAUCGCUGUCGUUGUCCUGAUGGAUUCACCGGUCAAUUUUGCGAACAAGUAAUGCCGGGAUACGGUUCGACUUGCGGAGGAAAAAUCUCUGUUGGAUCUGAUUGGACUCGUAUAAGUAGUCCAGGUUACCCGAAAGACUUCAAAGAGGGACAAGAGUGUUCCUGGCUAUUACAAGCCCCUUCGGAGCAAAUUGUGGAGUUCCAAUUCGUAGGCGAAUUCGAAAUGUAUUGUAAAGUUCGUCAUUCACUGUGCAUGGACUACGUUGAAGUUAGAAACUCAACAGAUUUCGCCAACACCGGAAUGAGAUACUGCUGUUAUGGAACCCCGCAAACGAAAAUACGGUCUGCGACUCAGGACAUGGUCAUCUUAUUCCGAUCAUUCUACCGAGGAGGUAAAGGCUUUGAAGCCAGGGCAAGAGCGGUUCCUUUACAAGGAACCUGGAGAUCAUGGUCACCUUGGACUCCAUGUACUGCUAGUUGUGGUGCUUGUGGAAGUCGCAUGAGGGUGCGAACUUGUCCACCUGGGGCAGCAUGCUCUGGAAGUCCCGUGGAGACGCAGACAUGUAAUGUACAUGCCUGCACCGGACUAUGUGCGACAAGGAAAACCGAGGAGGCUGAGUGUUCCGGCUUCUUGGGGCUAUUUUCGGGAAUACGUUGCAAGAAGGAUCGGACAGUGAUGGCUCCUUGUCAGAAUGCUUGCUGUCCUGGUUUCACAGUUGUUGCCGGUCGUUGUGUACGAUUGUAA